Messenger RNA from Pomacea canaliculata, 3121 nucleotides. RefSeq names its product protein HEXIM-like. Gene Ontology annotation, cellular component: cytoplasm; nucleoplasm; nucleus. Gene Ontology annotation, biological process: negative regulation of transcription by RNA polymerase II; negative regulation of cyclin-dependent protein serine/threonine kinase activity. The transcript has a single exon. Gene Ontology annotation, molecular function: 7SK snRNA binding; cyclin-dependent protein serine/threonine kinase inhibitor activity. NCBI's taxonomy places the organism in Eukaryota, Metazoa, Mollusca, Gastropoda, Architaenioglossa, Ampullariidae. The record is from RefSeq and is a predicted model, not a curated record. The coding region runs from base 153 to 989 and encodes 278 amino acids.
AACUGGUGAGACGUGAGCAGUCAGUUGGCCCGCAGCAGCUGACGAAGUUUGGAGGCGUCUUAUGAUGAGAUCGCAGUUCUACUACUCAUUCAACAACUACGACAGCUUUUUGACCCAGUUCAACACUUUCGGUUUUGGUAGCGGAUUAUUCAAUGGCUGAAGCAGAGCUCUCGACAAGUGAAGUCAACAUAUCGAUCGAUGACACAGACAUAUGUAAGGAAGGCGAGUGCGACUCCGAUGAAGUUAGCCUCCAAAGUUCUGACGGCGAUAAUGCUGGUCCGCGUGAAGGCAGCGACGGCGAAGACCGCAAGCGAAAGAAACGUCGACGCGGGCGGCACAAGGGAGGCAAACACCACCGCAAGUGGAAGCCGUACACAAAGUUAUCUUGGAGCGAAAGGAAGCAAGUUGAUGCGAGAGAGUCUAUUCGCGCGAACCAAAAACGUGAAGAAGCAUUCGCAUCCGGCCAUCCUGUAGCCCCAUAUAACACGACCCAGUUUUUGAUUGAAGACCACAUCAAAAGUGAGGUGUCACCAUAUUUAAAUCUUGAUAGUGAUUCACAGUGUGGCCCCGAACCCAAACCAAUGGAUGAAACAUACAUCGAGACAACAGAAACUAUAACUAAAGUUGAACCGCCAGUAGCCUUGACUACUUCCAAUCAUCACAGGAGCUCGGCGAUACUGAUAGUUCCAGACGACGAAGAAGAAAGAUUUCUGGAGAAGGAGUUCGCCAUUACCUACGACAGUUUACAUUUAGAAAGGCUUCGAGCAAUGAGUAAAGAAGAACUGGUUCAAGAGAACCUUGAACUGGAGAAGAAAGUGGAAAGAAUGGAGAGACAACUCGCAAUGCGUAGGAAAGUCGAUAAUGUCAAAGAAGGAGACAGAGAAAGCUCUGACGCUAAUUCUUUGGGCAGCAGCAGCGAAGAGUUCAUUGAUUUAGCCAAUGUGAAACGAAGUGAUGGUGUUGAAUCUGCUAGUGAUUAUUGCAAGUAAUAGUUGUAAUGUUCCGGACAGUGAUUCUGACCAGAACAUGGAAAAUGUGUGGAUUAUGUAGCAGACGAGUCGAAAAUCUUACAGGCUAUGACUCCGGCCAUUCAGCUCUCUUGUAAUAACAUUUCAUUUCAGAGAAACUAUUCAUUGAAACUGGUGGACGCAGAUGAUGCGAGUUCAGUGGACAAGUUUAGACUUGAUGUUCUUCAUUUUCAUCUCUUCAGUAUCACAAAAACUGUGACAACAACAGUCCCGUCCGCUCUUCGAGAUCACCGCGGUUCCUGCAGCGGAAGAGGCCCCCAAUAGUGGAAGUUAGCAGACGAUUAUUUUAGCCGUGGGAUUCUGCGCGCGAGUGUGCUGUGUCGCGGAGGGACAAACAUGGAUGGGCGAGUCUAUUCUGUGCGGCGAUGGGAUCAAGCUGUGUUCGCUUUGUGGUGUCAACAGAAACUUGGACGAUGUCGAAUCACUUUUUUCACUUACAGGGAUAGGGUUGCGACUUCUAGCAGCAGACGCUGCCCUCUUUGAGAAAUUGGUUUACAUUUGCUUAUACCAAGAUUCUAGUUACUUCGUGAAGUGUUACCCAUAGAAAAAGGUGGAAACGUCGCAAACGCUUCUGCCAUAAACCGAUUUAUGACCGUGUUGCAGGUAAAUGGAAACUUUCAAAAUAAUGUUUAAUGAUUUUAUUUAAACAGCUGUGGCAUAUUGACACAAAGCAAGCGAAUAUAUGCUGUUUUUAAGUCAAUGCAUGUAGUACUAGUACUGCUGUGUUGUAACGAAUGACGUACUACAAAUAGCAUUCGUUACUGUUACGUAAUGACAUGGAUUCAGGGAUCUGAAGACAAAUCCCAUCGGCCGUUUUCUUGAAACUUUUCAAAAGGGGACUUGUGUCUAAGCCAGUGUUUAAUGUUUAUAUGGGAAAAGAAUACAUUUACAGAAUUUAUUUUUAAAAUAUUGCACCGUUUACAUGAACAUUGCGUUAAAAAAUGCUUGUACCAUUAACAUACUGAUGACAUCGAAUGACUGUGUUUGUCAGUGUUUUAAAAUGAGAAGACAUGGCAAGCCGUGUGAUAAUUUUCAUUGUAAUGAGUGUGAGGAAAGUUAGAGCUGAGUAUAACUCCGGGUGUGAGAAAAUGAAUUUAUUUUUUGCUGUACGAGAGCACGUUUUCAUCUAUGGGCUGCUGCCACAAACCGAACUGAACCACACUUCAUGCCAUUAAUAAUUUUUUUUAAAAAUUGUUGCUUAAUUGAUUUUAAGACAAGUAUAAUGAAACUUUGCAGCAUUAGAAGUAAUUAGACGAAUAUACACAAGCAAAUUUGCUAUGAUAUCAUUUGGAAAAAAAAAUUGGUUUAAAUUCUUAUCCUGUGAGAUAUUUUAGAAAGUUUACCCAUAAGAUUGAACUGUGGGGCAAGUUGAUUUUGUGGCAGUAUGUGACAAAUUCAGAUAGGUUGAGAUUUGUCACACCUCCAUUUUGCAAGUUUUUUGUUGUUCAGUUUCAAGUUUAUUAAUCUGUUUGAAAAGGGAAAGAACUGUAUGAGCGAUUUGUGCAGCAAAUGGUGCUCUUAUUUAACACAUCAGCUAAAAGGAUAGGCAUUGGUAAAGUUGCAACUAUAUUCAUUACCACUUCUAAAUAGCGUAGAAUAACAUUUCAUCAAUCAUACUAAUUAGACCAUUAUCAAAACUUAAAGUAUGCUUGUUGCUAGGUCUCAAAGAAAAAAUACAAAAAAAUGUCAAAUUGAAAGUUAUCAAUAUGUUUUCAUAUUGACUUUAUAUUUUAUAUUUUAGCAAAUAUUUGUGAAAACAUUUUGCCUAAGUCUUUCCUUUUUCAAUGACUCUCCAGGCGAGACAAUCUUGCUCGCAUAUGGAGGAGUUGUAUGUUAUUAUAACAGUUUUUAUCUUGCAUUAAAAGUUAAUUACCAGAGUUGAUUUCUUGGCAUGUUCAUACUGAAUGCGUGUUUGCAUGUUUGGAAAUUAACUUUAUUUGCACAUGUCAAGCUGAUAGUGAAUUGUCAACUUGCAAAGCGAUUAUUUUCUGUGUUCUGGAUACCCAGAAUUUGUAAACGCCAACAGAAAAAAGUGCUUCAGCCUCAUUCUUGAGUGUUAUUCUAGAACUAUUGAUUAAAAUUUACAAAAUUUU